Python bivittatus (Burmese python) is the source of this 351-nucleotide messenger RNA. NCBI's taxonomy places the organism in Eukaryota, Metazoa, Chordata, Lepidosauria, Squamata, Pythonidae. The record is from RefSeq and is a predicted model, not a curated record.
CAACUGGAGCCGCAAACUCUUGUCCCUCCGGUUGGCUCACCUACAAUAAAUCGUGCUACAAGAUCUUCCUGAAAGCCAAGACCUGGAACGAUGCAGAGAGGUUCUGCAGGGCCCAGAAGACGGGCUGCCACCUGGCCUCCAUCCAUGACGCAGAAGAGUUCAACAGGUUGGCCUGGUAUGGCUACUGGUAUCUCAUCUUUAGAAACAUCUGGAUCGGACUGAAGGAUCCAAAGAAAAAACGAGUCUGGGAGUGGAGCAAUGGCUCCAGAAUGAACUACCAAGACUGGGCCGAAGAAAAGACCAACAAGGCCUGGCGCGAUGACGAGUGCGUUGAGUUGCAGUCCUGGUUAU